This is a messenger RNA of Carica papaya (papaya), 1411 nucleotides long. RefSeq names its product alpha/beta-Hydrolases superfamily protein. Lineage: Eukaryota; Viridiplantae; Streptophyta; Magnoliopsida; Brassicales; Caricaceae. The record is from RefSeq and is a predicted model, not a curated record.
UCAACCUUCGCUUUGGGCUCCUACUUUCAUGAAGAAAUAAUCAUCUCCCUCUUCUGCCUCUGCUAUCCGAAAAAGUGCUUUCAUAUCUUCAGCUUUUAUCUCUCUCCCCUCUCUCUCUCUCUCUCUCUCUCUCUCUCGAAGGCUUUCACAUAUUCAGCUUUUACAGAAGCUCUUCUCUCUCGCUAUCUCUCUAGAAGCGGUUUCUCUUCCUUCUUCCUCUGCCGCAAAUUUCAGCUCCGCGCAUCUUCAAAUCGUUUCUCUCUGCUUAAUCAAUCAAAAUCAUGGUAGUCGAAUAUCAGGAGGGAUAUAUUAGGAAUUCAAGAGGAGUACAGCUCUUUACUUGCAGAUGGUUGCCUUUUUCUACUCCCAAGGCUCUUGUUUUCCUCUGCCAUGGAUACGGCAUGGAAUGCAGUGGUUUCAUGAGAGAAUGUGGAAGCAGGUUAGCCUCCGCGGGGUACGCUGUGUUCGGGAUGGACUACGAAGGGCAUGGACGGUCCAGAGGUGCUCGAUGCUACAUCAAAAAGUUCGAUAACAUCAUUAACGACUGCGAUAAUUUUUUCAAGUCAAUUUGUGCACAGGAAGAAUACAGAGACAAAGGCAGGUUCUUGUAUGGAGAGUCGAUGGGAGGUGCAGUGGCCUUGUUGCUCCACAAAAAGGACCCUCGGUUCUGGAACGGCGCCGUUCUGGUCGCCCCCAUGUGUAAGAUAUCAGAGAAAGUGAAGCCGCACCCAGUAGUGGUGAAUAUAUUGACAAGAGUGGAAGAGAUCAUACCCAAAUGGAAGAUUGUCCCCACAAAGGACGUCAUUGACACUGCUUUCAAAGACCCUGUUAAGCGAGAAGAGAUAAGAAGCAACAAGUUGAUAUACCAAGACAAGCCAAGGCUGAAAACAGCUCUGGAAAUGCUGAGGACCAGCAUGAACCUAGAGGACACUUUACAUGAGGUGAGAAUGCCAUUCUUUGUGUUGCACGGAGAAGCAGAUUCAAUAACAGAACCAGAGGUAAGCAAGGCGUUGUACCAGAAAGCCAGUAGUGAAGACAAGAGUAUCAAACUAUAUCCCGGGAUGUGGCACGGUCUCACCUCUGGCGAACCGGAUUAUAACAUCGAAAUCGUUUUUGCCGAUAUCAUUGCCUGGCUUGACCGUCACAUUGUCACUGCUACUACUAUUAAUUCGACUACAGAAGUAGCAGUCGGACCCAUGGACAAUAUUGAUCGUAACGAUAAUAUUAUUCAAAUCGAUCAUUGUGAUGAAAUUACAAAAUCUACGGAUCAUCGAGGAAAUCACGACUCUCGUGGCAGAUUUCGAUUGUGCGGAUGGAAGAAAGGUUCUCGUGUUCGAUUUUUUCAUCAAUCUGCAAUGUAAGAAUGUAUAAGAUCGUGUAAUUAUCAAAUCGAAACAAUUAUAUCUUUCUA